Messenger RNA from Temnothorax curvispinosus, 2528 nucleotides. RefSeq names its product ER degradation-enhancing alpha-mannosidase-like protein 2 (gene Edem1). Gene Ontology annotation, molecular function: mannosyl-oligosaccharide 1,2-alpha-mannosidase activity; calcium ion binding. Gene Ontology annotation, biological process: mannose trimming involved in glycoprotein ERAD pathway; endoplasmic reticulum mannose trimming; carbohydrate metabolic process. NCBI's taxonomy places the organism in Eukaryota, Metazoa, Arthropoda, Insecta, Hymenoptera, Formicidae. The record is from RefSeq and is a predicted model, not a curated record. Gene Ontology annotation, cellular component: membrane; endoplasmic reticulum. The transcript has a single exon. The coding region runs from base 182 to 2296 and encodes 704 amino acids.
GGUUAGGGUGACGUCGCGCGGAACAACGCGAUGUUUACGGCGAGCGGCGGCGGGAUUGUUUUGAUUACGUGGCGAGCGCGGGGCGGUCGAGCCUCACCACGAGGGACCCGUCGCACCGCGUAACGUCGAGACACGUGGGUGAGAGACGACGAUGCACGGUGACGGUUAAAGUGACAGCGAGAUGAUUCUCUUCAGAGCGGGCUCGAUCCUCGGCCUCCUCGUCCUGGUAAGCGGUUUCCGGGAGUACGGCAGGCGGGAGCUGAUCGGCCUGCGGGAUGAGGUACGGGCCAUGUUCGAUUACGCCUACACCGGCUACCUGACGCACGCCUAUCCGUACGACGAGCUGCGCUCGCUGAGCUGCGACGGCUUCGACACCUGGGGCAGCUUCUCCCUGACCCUCAUCGACGCCCUGGACACGCUCGCGGUGAUGGGCAAUUACUCCGAGUUCCGUCGCGUCGCCGAGCUGAUCAUCGGCACGCGGGCCAACUUCGAGGCGAACAUCAACGUGUCGGUGUUCGAGACGAACAUCCGGGUGGUCGGCGGCCUGCUGAGCGCCCAUCUGCUGUCGCGCCGGGCCGGCGUCAAGCUCGAGCCCGGCUGGCCCUGCAACGGCCCGCUGCUGCGUCUCGCCGAGGACAUGGCCGGGAGACUGAUCGCCGCGUUCGACACCCCCACGGGGAUGCCGUACGGCACGGUGAAUCUCAAGUACGGCGUGCCGGAGGGUGAGACCAGCAUCACGUGCACCGCCGGCAUCGGCACCUUCCUCCUCGAGUUCGGCACCCUCUCCCGACUGACCGGCGAUCCGCUCUACGAGGAGGUGGCCAUGAAUGCCAUAAAGGCGCUGCACCAUUACAGAUCCAGCAUCGGCCUAGUCGGCAAUCACAUUGACGUCCUAACCGGCCACUGGACCGCUCAGGAUUCCGGCAUAGGCGCCGGGGUCGACUCAUACUUCGAGUACCUUGCGAAGGGUACGUUGCUGUUUCAGGAUCCCCUGCUGGCCUCGAUAUUCCAGGAGCACAAGCGAGCGAUAGAGAAGUACAUUCGUCGAGAGGACUGGCAUCUGUGGGUCUCCAUGACCAAGGGUCAGGUGACCCUGCCGGUCUUUCAAUCUCUGGACGCGUACUGGCCCGGCGUGCUGAGUCUCUUCGGCGAGAUCGGGGACGCGAUGAAGUCCCUCCACAAUUACCAUCGCGUUUGGAAGCAGUUCGGUUUCACCCCGGAAUUCUACAACAUCCCGCAGGCCGAGGCGGGGACCAACAGGGAGGGCUAUCCGUUGCGGCCGGAGCUCAUAGAGUCCGUCAUGUAUCUUUACAGGGCGACCAGGGAUCCGUAUCUGAUCCAGGUGGGUGUGGACAUCCUGAGGAGUCUGCAGCACAGCGCGAAAACCACGUGCGGCUACGCGACCAUCAACGACGUGCGGGACCAUCGCAAAGCGGACCGAAUGGAGUCCUUCUUCCUCGCGGAGACCACCAAGUACCUGUACCUUCUCUUCGACACCGACAACUUCAUCCACAAUACCGGCUCCGAGGGCGAGAUAAUCGACACCCAAUGGGGCCAGUGCGUGGUGGACGCUGGCGGAUACAUCUUCAACACCGAGGCCCACCCGAUCGAUCCUGGUGCUCUAUAUUGUUGCCGGCCGGCGCAGGAGAUCUUUUCCGACAAGAGGCCGAUCCUGAAGAGGUUCCGUCCGACGCAGGAUAGCAUGCCAGUGGACGAUUCCUCGCCGAACGAGCCUAAUCACGAGAAGGAUGCUACCAGCAAGAAUCCAGACGUGAUGCCAAUCACGAUGACGAAACUGUCCGAGAUCAGGCACCACUCGGCGAGCGGGAAGAAGGAUGCUCUCAACGAAAGUGUCCCGUCGCCGAACGUCUCGUCGACGGACGACCCGUCGGAUUCCGCCGAGCAGGAAGACGAGGUCGAAGAGGUCGAGGAAGUCGAGGAGGAGGAGGAGGAGGAGAAAUCGAAUCGGAGCGUUCGGUUGCCAACGGCGCAGAUAUUCGCUCCCUCGUCGACGAUGUACAAGGCUGACGACAGCGACGGUCCCGACGGCUUCGAGCCCCCGAUACUGUCGAACGGACAAUACUCGGCUUCCGGACUCGCGACGGAGGGCGGUGCUCGACGGAAUUUUACACCGAGCCCCGCUAAAGCCAGAUUCGAGCCGCAGAUAAUGCUGGAGAACAUCAGACGCGGGAAUCUCUAUCCGACCAACGUCACAGCGAGGCGGAACUAUCAGAUCCUGUCCUGUCAAGCUCAACCAUUCCUACAACGAAUGUCGAUCAUAGGAGAAUUUUUUUAAAGAGGAAAUAACGCUCUGGCAAGGACCGAGGGAAUCUACGCGAAAAUUGCGCGAGUCCGUCGCGGCGAUUCUCAGAGUAUUUUUGAUUCGCGCGUCUUUGUUAUGAGAAAAUAGGAGGAAUUCCACGCGGGCCCGCGUGUCCCCCCGCGUACGUUGUACUUUAGGAUAUAUUCCUGUGAUAUAAUUGUUGUUGUAUAGUUUCUAAUAAAUAUAUAAGAUAUUGCAAGUACAA